AAAAAAAUUAGAUUUGUGUUUAAAUUACAGUAACACAAAUAUGUUGAGCAUGGUUGAGAGAGAAAGGAGGAAAUCUGAAUGAGGAGAGACAUAUCGUUAAGGUGUGUUGUGUUGUGUUGUAUGAGGGGCUGUGAAAAUGGCGCCAGUAUCAGCUCUUGCAAAGUACAAACUGGUGUUUUUGGGUGACCAGUCUGUGGGAAAAACCAGCAUCAUCACACGUUUCAUGUAUGACAAAUUUGACAACACUUAUCAGGCCACGAUUGGUAUUGAUUUUUUAUCAAAAACUAUGUAUCUUGAAGAUCGAACUGUUCGACUGCAGCUGUGGGAUACAGCUGGUCAAGAAAGAUUUAGAAGUCUUAUUCCAAGCUACAUUCGGGACUCAUCUGUUGCUGUCAUUGCUUAUGAUGUUGCAAGCCGUCAGACAUUCCUAAACACAUCAAAGUGGAUUGAAGAGGUUCGCAGUGAGAGAGGCAAUGAUGUUAUUAUUGUACUUGUUGGGAACAAAACUGAUCUUGUGGAUAAGAGGCAAGUCUCUACAGAGGAAGGGGAAGCCAAGUCUCGUGAACUAAACGUGAUGUUUAUUGAAGCUAGUGCCAAAGCUGGUUUUAAUAUAAAGGCCCUGUUCAGAAAAAUUGCUGCUGCAUUGCCUGGAAUGGAAACACUAUCUUCCACAAAACAAGAUGACAUGGUUGACGUGAACCUGAGAUCUUCUGGUGGCCAUGACUCUCAACCUGAUUCAGGGGGAUGUGCUUGCUGAAUGUGCCUAAUCUUGAAGUUCUGUAACUUUUUGCUCUGUUCUACUUCUUUUCAAAUGUAAAGGUUCAUUUGUGUUUUAGACUUUUUACACCAUUUUAUAACAGAAACUACAGAUGACAGAUAGAACAACUAAUACUGUUACACUUGGUUGUUUAGUUGUUGGCUAUUCAUUGUUACUUUA
Messenger RNA from Vigna unguiculata (cowpea), 937 nucleotides. RefSeq names its product ras-related protein RABH1b-like. The record is from RefSeq and is a predicted model, not a curated record. Gene Ontology annotation, molecular function: GTPase activity; GTP binding. NCBI's taxonomy places the organism in Eukaryota, Viridiplantae, Streptophyta, Magnoliopsida, Fabales, Fabaceae.